UUAUUAUGUGAUCAUGAGACUUUUGUGACCUUCACUGGAGCGGCAGAGUGUUUUCCAUGUGUGCGAUAAAAUGACACGGAGUCGUUGUGUCUUCAAUUAGCCAGCAUUGAAAAAAAAAAAGAAAAAAAAAGAAAAGAAAAGAAAAAAAAAGUGUUUUCAAUCUCCCUCGUACUGGUGCAACACUGGGCAUGUGUGCGAAGCCGUAGUCCAGCCCCGCAAACCCGCCCACCACCCUCCCUCUACCCCUUCGGUGCGUCUCGGUCCGCCCGCAGCAGUCUCCUUCCCCGGCGAGGUUUUCACUACAGAGAUGGCUGCGAAAGUGUGCAGAUCGGUCCUCCUGUUGUCCCGGAGCAGCGGAGCGGCGGCCGGCAGCCUCCCCGCACUUGUUGUCUCUUCACAGCGACACCAUCAGCACAUAAGACCGCAGGAGGUACUGCCUUCUCCGUUCGCCCGUCAGACUGUCAGGAGAGCACAUGGCCUACGGUCAGCAGCCCACUCCACGCUCUUCACCCAGCCUCCCACCGCCCUGCCUCCACAGGUUUGGAGGGGCGCCCCCUCAUGGCAUGGCCAGAGACUGUUGUGUACCUCCGCUGCCUCAGAUGAGGUGACAGUGGUGUAUCAGAACGGGCUGCCGGUGAUCUCAGUCAGUUUGCCGUCCAGGCGAGAGCGCUGUCAGUUCACCCUCAAGCCUCUCAGUGACUGCGUGGGAGUCUUCCUGCAACAGCUCCAGGCAGAGGACAGAGGCAUCGACCGGGUAGCCAUCUACUCCACGGAUGGAGCCAGGGUCGCCUCCUCCACAGGCAUAGACAUCCUGCUGCUGGAUGACUUCAAGCUCGUCAUUAACGACACCACACACCUCGUGCGGCCACCGAGGAGAGAGCUGCUGCCCCACGAGGAGGCGGAGAGGCUGAAUGACGUCAAGUUCCUGGUGCAGCAGCUCUACACCACCCUGCGCAUCGAGGAGCACCAACUCGGCAAAGAGCGCGAGCUGAUCGGACGGCUGGAGGACCUCAACUCUCAGCUCCGCCCCCUGGAGAAGGUGAGGGAGGAGCUGAGUAAGAAGGCGGAGCGACGCACCACCUUGGCGAUGUGGGGCGGCAUGGCGUACAUGGCCACCCAGUUUGGCAUCCUGGCCAGGCUCACCUGGUGGGAGUACUCCUGGGAUAUCAUGGAGCCCGUCACCUACUUUAUCACUUACGGCACAGCCAUGGGCGUAUACGCCUACUAUUUGCUCACACGCCAGGAGUACGUUUACCCCGACGCUAGAGACAGACAGUAUCUGCUGUUCUUCCACAAGGGGGUGAAAAGGACACGCUUCGACAUUGAGAAGUACAACAAGCUGAAGGAUGAUAUCGCUGAGGUGGAGUUGGAUCUGAAGCGUCUCCGGGACCCGCUCCAGCUCCAGCUCCCAGUUCAGCAGCUCGCCGCCAGUAAGAAUUGAUGGGAAGAGUGACUCCCUCCUCUCUCAGCUCCUGCAAAACCCCCUCUUCCUCUCUUCCCUCCAGCCGUCCAACCGCCCUUCUCCCUCUCGCCCUCCCACCCCAAACUAUUCCCUCCCCCAUCCCUCCCACACCCAAUAAGCCCCAUCCCUUUCUUGGCAGUGGGAGUUAGUUUUUUCUCCUUUUGUUUUCUCCUUUUUUUCUUUUUGUUCUUUUCUUUUUACUUUCUUGACUGAAAACUCCAGUUGGAAUUGCAAGUGAAAACCCGCUAAAAAAAAAAGAAAAGAUGAAGACGGAUGGUGAGAAUACCGGGAACUGAAAAGACUCUCACAGCCAAAAAGGAUGGCGAGGACGAUGAAAAGGACAAUGAUGAUGAUGAUGAUGAUGACGACGAUGGGAUGACACUGGGCGCUAUGGAUACGCCUCAAGUCUCCUGGGAGGUGGGUAAGCCUGCAAGGAACUCCUGGGGGCAAACAGGAAUUAUCACACCUUGGGACACUCCAGAACGGAGGACACGCAGAGGGGGCAGUCACUGUUGAGUGUGUGUGUUUGUGGGACUCUCAGGGCGCACUGGGACACCUGACCCUGGCCACUCCAGCAGUGUAGUCCUGCUUCCUCUAGCAGUCAAACUGUCAACACACACACACACACAGCUCCUCUUGGUUAUGGGGCAGGCUCCAGGGAGAGUCUCCAUCCCCACACGUUAAAGUUUACAAGGAAGUCCGAACUGCGGCCGCAUCAUCAGGAGGGACCUUCGAAAGGGGGCCUUCCCGCGGCUGAACUCUGCUGCCUCUCCCUCCCUGGGCCACGCCUUCACCAGGUGACGGACAGCUGUCCCCCUCACCGCGUGACCUUCGUCAGGAGCCUGUCCGGACUCGCAGGAUGCAGGCACGACGACGACGAUGACGACGGCGACGCCUCGCUUCCUCUUCCUGUUGAUGUCCUGUAGCGGCCCGGUCUGUCUGCGCAAGUCUGAGAGUACUACCGACAACAACAUCACUGUGUGUUCUUUUAUUCCAAAAAAAAAUAUUUUGGCACUUUUUAUUUUGAAAGCCAUAGUAUAUUUGUUAUGAAAAAGAAUAUAAAUAUAUAUAUGUAUACAAUCAAAUAAACAGAUGACCAGAGGCUAGUUUUUUUUUUCAGUGGGGGGAGGAACUCUCGUAUCAACAUCGGUUUCAUUAGCAUUUACACCCGCUGAAGCUCUCUCGAAAUGAAGGAAUCCGACGCACACUUCACACACAAAGAGCAUUAUCACUGUGUGCACUCGCCACCUUGGACGUGAGGCUCCUGUGCACGGCCACCAAAGGGGAGGGGGGGGUGCGGGGGGUUGAUGGGGGAAGCGGAAGCUGAAUCUGGGUGGAAAAAAAAAGGCUUAAUUUGAUUGGAACUGAUUGUUUUUGAGCAACAGAGAAUAUCGGCGGGGACAAUGCCAUGCUUGACCUCUAUAAUCACCUCAUGAAUACAGAUUGCUGCGGAAAUGCUUAAGAUAAUGAAGGGGCUCGAAAUGUUUAGCGAUCAAACCCACAGGCAUGUAAUGGCACAAUCAGUCUGAUAAAUCUGAAAGUACCGUCGGAGGUGGAUGAUGACCGUUUUUUUCCGGAGUUUUUUCGGUGACCCCGGCCUUUUAGCUUCGCUGCAUGCGACGUGCAUUUCAACAUCGGAAACUUUUUAUGAUUCACCCUCGGAUAACGAAAAGGCUGCACCUCCAAAAACAAAAAGAAACGCCGUGAUUCACAGGGGCUUUUUUCAGAGUUUUCUCCUCCCACUGUUGCUGUAAUGCCCCCCCCCUGCUCCCGCGAUGGCAAGGCAGGGUAGACUGCAUGCUGUGGUAUGCCCUCAGUAGAAAAAAAAAAUUGUGAAUGUGUAGGAGCAUUAUUGCAAUUUUUGUACUUAAAUUGGACACUUUUCUUUGCCACAUCUAGCUGAAGUCUCAUCCUCCCUCCUCCCCCUCCGAAGGUUGUAGAAGCCAUAUGUUUUCUCAUAAGUUGUCCAUUUUGUUUGGGAUGGUCACAGAAUUCAACCCUUCGUUCACUUUUAGUCUUCUGUUCAGGGUGAGGAUUGGUGACCCCUUCUCUCCAAGGUCCCCCAAUUCCACGCCUCCAAAACAAAACUCACUCUGAGCUGCUGGUCGAUCACCUGAAAACGACCCCCCCCCACCAUGUUGGUCACCUCCUGCUUGUGUGGACAGUCGUCCGAGUCCUGCUGAAGAGAUCCUUGAGUUCUACUGCAGAUUUUCUAUUAAAAUGCAUGAUUUUAGGUCAAAUCAAAAGUUAGCCAUGCAGAUCUCAAGGCAGGAUUUGGUCUAAUCUGCUACAGUGUGUGCCAGUGUGUGUGUGCGCAUGUGUGUGCGUGUGUGUGUUUUGUUCUCCAAGGGAAAUGGUGCCUUUCGGAUGAUUGAUGAUGGUAUUAGUUAAUGUAGCAAUUUGAUGAACAGCAGCAUUAAGAUCAUUGGUUUCUUACUGAGAUGCCACCUUCAUAUCGAGGAGGGUCGACACUUCGAAUGUUCGCCAGUGGAAAUUCAAAGUGUCACUGCGUGUCCGUGAGCACACUUGCGUUUGUUGACGAGUGCGAGUGCGCCUGCGGGGGCAAAGUUCAGAUCACCAUAUUCAUCACUCCUUUGCCCCUAAUCACCUCCUCGUCAAUAGAGGUGAAGAAAAAAAAAAAAGAUAAAAAUCAAUUCCGCCCACACUCCACUUCAUAGCAGACAUCGGCUUUAAACACAUCAUGACACACACACACACACACACACACCGCACACACAAAGUGACGACGGUGUUUCCUUGGAGAUGUACCGUGGGAGGUGAGAGAGUUGAGGCCUCUGUCUGCAGUCCAGUCUUCCCUUCCGCUGUUUCCGCACUCCUCUCCAUCAUCACCUCCUCCUCUUUAUCACGCCAUCCACCGUUCAGCGCCUUUUUUUUUUUCUCUCUCUUCGUUCCUUUACCUUCGUUUUACUUUCUAAAAACAAAAAUAUAUCAAAUAUAGGGAAACUUUAUUAUAAAGAGGGUGUUGCAUGAAUGUAUGUUUACAUGAGAAAUUAUGUGAAAAUAACAAAAAAAAAGAUGAAUUUAUCAGAAAAAAAAAGAUAAUUUAAAGAACGUUGUUUGUAGAGAUUCCUAGCUAUAAAGGGGCAGUGGACAGGGCUGCGUCUUUAGAAUCUGCCCUGCCAAAUCCGACUUAAAAUCUCAGCCAACCCCAUCCCAUCUACACCUUAUUUACUCCAUCGACCCCUCCCUCAGCUAUACUCCCCCAGUGAAUGGAAAGACACCCUCCAUCCUCGGUGCACCUACAAAAGGAGGAGACCUCUUGACCUCAGCUUCUAACAUCCUGGAUACGAGUCCAAAGGUAAAGUGUCAGGCUGCACUCUGUUAGCAUAUCGGGGAAACGCCCCAUUCCCGUCCACCUUCAGCCUUUUUUCCUCCAAAGUCACGUUAUUCUUCUAUGUUUUGAAUGUGUGUUCUGUUUCGAAUACCUUGUUUUUGUGCAUUUACAAUAAACUACGUUUCAAAAUGCCUAAAGAGUGACGCAGUAUAUAGGAUUGAAAUGAACUUGUUCUCCAUUCUGACCUCUUGUUUUGUUCAGUUUCUCUUUUCUUUUUUUUUCUUCGGUUGACAUAUGAUGCUGUAAUGUUGGCAAAAAAGAAAAUGUAAAAUCCUGUAUCAUUUAUGAAAUAUGUAUAAAAGAGAUAUGUAAUUCAAUUAUCAAUAAAAUCCUUAUCCAGUUUUUGGA
This is a messenger RNA of Acanthopagrus latus (yellowfin seabream), 5165 nucleotides long. It is a transcript of the gene mcu, whose product is annotated as mitochondrial calcium uniporter. The coding region runs from base 308 to 1441 and encodes 377 amino acids. The record is from RefSeq and is a predicted model, not a curated record. Gene Ontology annotation, cellular component: mitochondrial inner membrane; uniplex complex. Gene Ontology annotation, biological process: calcium import into the mitochondrion; mitochondrial calcium ion homeostasis. The transcript is spliced from 9 exons. NCBI's taxonomy places the organism in Eukaryota, Metazoa, Chordata, Actinopteri, Spariformes, Sparidae. Gene Ontology annotation, molecular function: calcium channel activity; uniporter activity.